Molecule: messenger RNA, 663 nt
Organism: Rhizopus microsporus ATCC 52813
Lineage: Eukaryota; Fungi; Mucoromycota; Mucoromycetes; Mucorales; Rhizopodaceae
Exons: 2
Coding region: 40-663 (207 amino acids)
Source: RefSeq, a predicted model, not a curated record
AAAAAGACGUGAUUUUAUUGAUUAAAUGAACUUUGCUAAAUGAGCAAAAAUAGUCUCUUUCGCUUUUUGCUCUUCUUUUUGCUUCAAAUGAAAAGACAUUCUACAUCAUCCAGCUCAGAAAGACCUUCAAAAGGCGCAAAGCUAAAUGAAUGUACAGUAGCAUCAACUCAAGAAGUGGAUUAUUCCAGCACAGUAAAUCAAGAAGGUACCUCUUCUUCCUCAAGUAAACCAGGGCCUUCGAAAAAAGAACAACAAAAGAUUGAUAAGCAAAAUGCACUUUUAAAGUUCAAAACAGAGCAAAAGACCCUAGGAGAAGUCAAGUUCCCCUCUUGUGGGUUAACGACACACGCACUAUCAACGAGCAACCUGUGUCCAGACAAGAAAGCAAAAAUCCCUGUAUGCAACUCUGAUGAAAGAGUUGAAAACUUUGUAAUCGAGACUUUCUUACCUAGAAAUGUGGACAAUGUUGUAACUGAGAAGUCAAAACGAAGAGUACAUACGAUAUUGAAGUGUAAACAAAACACUUGCAACAUCGUAUGGAAUCGUGAUAUCAUGACUGCACACAAUAUCUUGGACAUAUUUCUAUUCGCUGCAAGAAACAACAAUCAGCGUCUUGACGUUUUCAUGCGUCAGGUACAUCUGACCAACCUUCCGUAUGACUGA